Physella acuta is the source of this 8109-nucleotide messenger RNA. Its product is annotated as spectrin alpha chain. Gene Ontology annotation, molecular function: calcium ion binding; protein binding. Lineage: Eukaryota; Metazoa; Mollusca; Gastropoda; Physidae. The record is from RefSeq and is a predicted model, not a curated record.
GCCAGGAAGUGAUAGUGCGUCACCUUUAUCGUUCAGAGGGUUGAACAGAACGAUACAUUGUUUUCGCUGGCUGCAUAUUUUCGUUUGCAUUUACCUAGAGUGAACAAUAACAAGAGAAGCUAAAUCAUGACAACACCGGCCGAUACAACGGCUCGGGAGAUCAAAGUCCUUGAAACAGCAGAGGACAUUCAAGCGAGGAGAGAUGAAGUCUUAGGUCGUUAUGCAGCCUUCAAAGCUGCCUGCAGGGACCGCAAACACAAUCUGGAAGAUUCCAGAAGAUACCAGUACUUCAAAAGAGAUGCUGAUGAACUGGAGUCCUGGAUCAAUGAGAAGCUGCAGACAGCCUCAGAUGAGAGCUACAGAGAUCCAACAAAUUUACAGGCCAAGAUACAAAAACACCAAGCUUUUGAAGCUGAGGUCUCAGCUCAUGCUAAUGCUAUCCAGUCCCUUGAUGACAUUGGAUAUGAGAUGAUCAACCAGGGUCACUUUGCUUCUGAAAUUAUCCAGGACCGUCUGGAUGAACUCCAUCGCUUGUGGGCUUUGCUCCUUGCUCGCUUGGCAGACAAAGGUACAAAACUCCAACAGGCUCUCAAGCUUGUACAGUUCAUGAGGGAAUGUCGUGAAGUUAUGUUUUGGAUCAAUGACAAGGAUGCGUUUGUAACAUCUGAUGAGUUUGGGACAGAUUUGGAGCAUGUUGAAGUUCUCCAGAAGAAAUUUGAUGAGUUUCAGAAGGAUCUACAAAACCACGAAGACAAAGUUGCUGAAGUGAACAAUUUGGCUGAACAACUUGUAGCUGAUGGUCACCCUGAGGAGGAGACUAUCAGAAUUAAGCAACAGGAAGUAAAUGAGGCUUGGCAAAGACUGCGCCAGCUCUCUCUGAUAAGGCAGGAGAAGUUAUUUGGAGCUCAUGAAAUCCAGAGAUUUAAUAGAGAUGCUGAUGAGACAAUCUCAUGGAUCCAAGAAAAAGAUGCUAUCCUGUCAACUGAUGAUUAUGGCAGAGAUCUUGCCAGUGUCCAAGCCUUACAAAGGAAACAUGAAGGUGUUGAGAGGGACUUGGCUGCACUUGAAGAAAAGGUUUUGGCCCUGACUAGCGAGGCUGAUCGCCUGCAGGAGACCCAUGUAGAUCAAUCUGGACAAAUCCGGGAUAAGAGAAGAGAGAUAAAUGAAAACUGGGAGAAACUCAAAACUAAGGCAACAGAAAGAAAGACAAGACUAGAUGAUGCCUACUACCUUCAGAGAUUUCUCUCAGAUUUCCGUGAUCUUGUGUCUUGGAUCACAGACAUGAAGGCCAUCAUCUCAGCUGAUGAGCUGGCCAAGGAUGUGGCUGGUGCUGAGGCUCUCCUGGACAGACACAAUGAGCACAAAGGUGAAAUUGAUGCCAGAGAAGACAGUUUCCAAUCAACCACACAAGCUGGUACUAGAUUGGUGGAGUCACAUCACUUUGCCUCUGAGGAAGUGAAAGAAAAGCUACAAGUCUUGAACUAUGAGAAGCACACUCUUUUGGAACUGUGGGAGGAAAGGAGGGUUUUGUACGAGCAGUGCAUGGACUUGCAGCUGUUCCUGCGUGACACAGAGCAGGCUGACACAUGGAUGACCAAACAGGAGGCUUUCUUGGUGAAUGAUGACCUGGGGGAUUCCUUGGACAGUGUUGAGGCACUGCUGAAGAAGCAUGGAGAUUUUGAAAAAUCAUUGGCUGCACAAGAAGAGAAAAUUAAGGCUUUGGAUGAGUUUGCCAGCAAGCUGAUUGAUAGUGAGCACUACGCUUCAGAAGAUGUAGCAGCUAGACGAGACCAGCUCCUCGCAAGACGCAAUGCUCUGUAUGAAAAGUCAAGUGCACGCCGUUACAUGCUUGAGCAGUCCAAUGAGUUUCAGAUCUUUGAAAGGGAUUGUGAUGAAACCAAGGGGUGGAUCAACGAGAAGCUAAAGACAGCAUCAGAUGAAAAUUAUUUGGAUCCAACCAAUUUGCAAACAAAGCUCCAGAAGCAUCAAAACUUUGAAGCUGAAAUUGAUGCCAACAAGAAUCGUAUUGAGAGCAUACAAGCCAGGGGGGAGCAGCUGAUUGAAAAUGACCACUAUGCCAAAGGCCCUAUCCAGGAACGAGUGGAUGAAAUAGAACGUCUGUGGACUACAUUGCAGGCCCAAACUGAAAAGAAAGGUAACAAGUUGAAUGAGGCAGCUCACCAACAGCAGUUCAACCGUAAUGUUGAGGAUGUUGAAUCCUGGCUGGCUGAUAUUGAGAGCUCUCUCAUCUCUGAGGAUUAUGGCAAACUUCUACAACGAAGUGAUUUGACCAAUGUCCAGAAUCUUCAGAAGAGGCAUGCUCUUUUAGAAUCAGAUGUUUUAUCACACCAGGACCGUCUUGAUCAACUGCAGUCCCAGGCUACUUUGUUUCUGAAUGGGGAUCAUUUUGACAAGGAAAACAUUAGAUCCAAGCAGGUGGAGGUUGUUACACGCUACCAGAAACUAAAUGCACCCAUUGUGCAGCGCAAACAGAAACUGAAUGAAGCUUUGACCCUACAACAGUUCCUGAGGGAUGUUGAGGAUGAAGAGGAUUGGAUCAGAGAGAAGGAACCUAUUGCUUCAUCUACUAAUAGAGGCCGUGACUUGAUUGGUGUUCAGAACUUGAUGAAGAAGCACCAGGCUCUUCAAGCAGAGGUAGCUGGACAUGAGCCACGCAUUAACAAUGUAUGUCAAACUGGCACUGACAUGAUCAAGGAGGGACAUUUUGCCACUGAUACCAUCAAAACAAAGAUUGCUGAUUUAAAGGAGAAGUGGCAUGCAUUGAAGGAAAAAGCCCACCAACGUAAACAGGACCUGGAAGAUUCUCUGCAAGCACAGCAGUACUUUGCUGAUGCCAAUGAGGCAGAGUCGUGGAUGAGAGAGAAGGAGCCAAUCGCAGCCAACACAGAUUAUGGUAAAGAUGAGGAUUCAGCUGAGGCUUUGUUGAAAAAACAUGAAGCUUUCAUGGCUGAUUUGGAAGCUUACCGUAGUGUCAUUGAAGGUCUUAGGGAGCAAGCUCAAGCUUGUAAGCAACAAGAGGCCCCAAUUAUUGAUGACAUUGGUACAGAGAAAGUUGUGGCCUUGUAUGACUACACUGAGAAGUCACCGCGUGAGGUGUCCAUGAAGAAAGGGGAUGUGCUGACACUUCUCAACUCCGCCAACAAGGACUGGUGGAAAGUUGAGGUGAAUGACAGGCAAGGAUUUGUUCCUGCUGCCUAUGUGAAGAAGUUGGACCCCAGCUUGUCAGCAUCCCGCAACAACCUGAUGGAUGAAUUCACCAUUUCAGUCAGACAGAACCAAAUUGAAACACAGUAUGCUAACCUGUUGGAUUUGGCCAACCAACGGCGUGAGAAUGUCCAGGAAUCCAACAAAGCCUACCAGCUGGUCAGAGAGGCAGCAGAGCUGGCAGCUUGGAUCACGGAGAAAGAAAACUCCAUGGCAGGUGAAGAAGUGGGAGAUGACCUUGAGCAGGUGGAGGAGAUGCAGAAGAAGUUCGAUGACUUCCAGAAGGAUUUGAAAGCCAAUGAGGCCAGACUACAAGAGCUGAACAACAUUGCUGAUCGUUUGACAGCCAUGGGACACACUGAAGCUGCAGAGAAGAUCAGAGAACAGAUCAUUCAACUCAACCAGAGGUGGGUGACACUGCAACAAGUUACAGCAGAGAGGGCACAGACUUUGAGCAGUUCAUUUGAAGUUCAACGUUACCAUCGUGAAGUUGAUGAAGCUAAAGAUUGGAUCAAAGAGAAAGACACAGCUCUCAAUAAUGACAAUUAUGGCCAUGACCUUGCCAGCGUUCAGGCCCUACAGCGCAAGCAUGAGGGUCUUGAAAGAGACUUGGCUGCACUCGGGGAGAAGGUUCGUGAGCUUGACGAAAUGGCUCAAAGGUUGAUGCAAACACAUCCAGACCAAGCAGAGAACAUCUAUGAACAUCAGACUGAAAUCAAUGAGAUGUGGAAUGCACUCACUAUCAAGGCUGAUGCUCGUAAAGUCAAGCUUUUGGAUGCCUAUGAUUUACAGAGAUUUUUGAGUGAUUACAGAGACCUUACAAGUUGGAUCAACAGCAUGAUGGCCCUUGUAUCAUCUGAUGAACUGGCUAGAGAUGUUACAGGUGCUGAAGCCUUGCUAGAGAGGCAUCAGAUGUUCAGUUCAGAAAUUGUGAGCCACUAUGGUAUUACGGCUCUGCCCGGGGAAGAAGAAGAUGAAUAUUUAGAAGAGGAACACAGAACAGAGAUGGAUGCUCGUGCUGGAACAUUCCAGGCCUUUGAGUUAUUGGGGCAACAGCUGCUGCAGAAUCAGCACUAUGCCAGUGAUGAUGUACAACAGAAGUUGGAGGAGCUGGCAAGAUCUAGGGAGGAGCUAGAACAGGCCUGGAUUGCCCGGCGUAUGAAGCUUGACCAGUGCCUGGAGCUCCAGCUUUUCUAUCGUGACUGUGAACAGGCUGAGUCAUGGAUGGCUUCCCGUGAAGCUUUCCUGGCUGGCGACUCAGUGGAUGGGGACAAUGUGGAGACUCUGAUCAAGAAACAUGAAGAUUUUGAUAGGGCUAUCAACUCCCAGGAAGAGAAAAUCAAUUCCCUUCAAAAUUUUGCUGAUCAACUGAUCACAUCUAAUCAUUAUGAUGGUCCAGCCGUGUCAGACAAGAGAGACCAGGUGCUUGAUAGAUGGUCCAAGCUGAAGGAUGCUUUGAUUGAGAACCGCUCCAAGCUAGGUGAAGCUCAGACACUGCAGCAGUUCUCCCGUGAUGCAGAUGAGAUGGAGAACUGGCUACAGGAGAAGCUCCAGAUUGCCUUGGAUGAAUCUUACAAAGAUCCCACAAACAUCCAGAGCAAGCACCAGAAACACCAGGCUUUUGAGGCUGAGCUGGCUGCUAAUGCUGACAGACUUCAGUUCUUGUUGACUACUGGCCAAAACCUGAUUGACCAGCGUCAGUGUGCUGGCUCUGAAGAUGCCGUACAGAACCGCCUGGAGAGUUUGUUGAACCAGUGGGAGGACCUGGUGGCCAAGUCAGCUGAGAAGAGUGACAAGCUGAAAGAAGCCAGCAGGCAACAGACCUACAAUGCUGGGGUCAAAGACAUUGACUUCUGGCUCGGAGAGGUGGAACAGAUGCUGGCAUCAGAAGACUACGGUAAAGACCUUGCCUCUGUCCAGAACCUGCUCAAGAAGCAUCAGCUAAUGGAGGCUGAUAUAGCUGCUCAUGAGGAUCGCAUCAAAGAUUUGAACAGCCAAGCUGAUCAGUUUGUUGAGGCUGGUGUUUGGGACUCUGAAAGUAUUGUCUCCAGAAAACAGACCAUCAAUGAGAGAUAUGAAAAAAUCAAGGAAUUUGCAGUUCAUAGACGUAAUCGUCUGAAUGAGGCUAACACUAUGCACCAGUUCCUUAGAGAUAUUGAUGAUGAAGAAGCUUGGAUCAAAGAAAAGAAAUUACUUGUUGGUUCAGAGGAUUAUGGCAGAGAUCUGACAGGUGUGCAGAACUUGAGGAAGAAACACAAAAGGCUGGAGGCAGAGUUGGAGAAUCAUGAACCAGCUAUACAGGCUGUGCAAGAAACUGGUGAGAAGCUGAUGAAUGAAUCAGAUAUUGGUGUCAGUGACAUCAAGAGCAGGCUGGAUCAGCUGGCAUCCAGCUGGGCUGAGCUGAAGGAAAUGGCUGCCAACAGGGGUGACAAACUUGAGCAGAGCUAUGCCUUCCAGCAGUUCAGUGCCAAUGUUGAGGAGGAAGAGUCAUGGAUCACAGAGAAGCAACACCUGCUUUCUACAGGUGACCUAGGAGAUACCAUGGCUGCAGUACAGGGUCUGUUGAAGAAACAUGAAGCUUUUGAGUCUGAUUUCCAAGUCCACAAAGAGAGAUGCACAGAAAUAAAGAGAGAGGGACAGACCUUGAUUAAUGAGGGCAACCACAAUGCUGACCUCAUCAGUCAAAGGAUGGCUGGCCUGGAAGAGAAACUGAAGGAGCUGGAACAUGGAGCAGCCAAGAGACAGUCAGCUCUCAAUGACAAUUCAGCCUUCCUGCAGUUCAUGUGGAAGACUGAUGUGGUUGACAGCUGGAUCGCUGACAAAGAAACGCAAGUAAGAUCUGAAGAUUAUGGACGUGACUUAUCAUCUGUUCAAACUUUCCUCACAAAACAGGAAACCUUCUCUGCUGGACUUGCUGCUUUUGAAAAGGAGGGCAUCCAAACUAUCACCAGCCUGAAGAACCAACUUGUGGCCAGUCGACACGAGCAGACCCUGGUCAUCGAGGAGCGCUACAACGCAGUCAUGUCUCGCUGGCAGAAGCUCCUGGCUGAUGCGGAGGACAGGAAGCAGAAGCUGCUCCACCUCCAGGACAAGUACAGGCAGAUUGAGGACCUGUACCUGACCUUUGCCAAGAAGGCUUCAGCUUUCAACAGCUGGUUUGAGAAUGCUGAGGAGGAUCUGACAGAUCCUGUUAGGUGCAACAGUGUUGAGGAAAUUAAGGCUUUGAGGGAGGCACAUGAACAGUUCAAAGCUUCCCUCAGUGCUGCCAAAGCUGACUUCAAGGGGCUGGAGUCUUUGGAUGCUCAGAUCAAGAGCUUUAAAGUUGGACCCAACCCCUACACCUGGUUCACCAUGGAAGCUCUGGAGGAGACAUGGAACAACUUGCAGAAAAUUAUUAGAGAACGUGAUAGUGAUCUGGAUAAAGAAGAGCGCAGGCAGGAAGAGAACGACCAGCUGAGGAAACAGUUUGCUCAGGCUGCUAAUGCCUUCCAUUCCUGGCUCACACAGACCAGGAUGUGGCUACUUGAUGGAGCUGCAAUGAUGGAAGGCUCUGGAUCCUUGGAGGAGCAAUUAGAAGCCACUAAGAGAAAGGCUGCAGAGGUCAGGUCACAGAAAGGUCACCUGAAGAAGAUAGAAGACCUCGGGGCAGCAAUGGAGGAGAGAUUGAUUCUUGAUAACAGGUACACAGAGCACAGCACUGUUGGUCUGGCCCAGCAGUGGGAUCAGCUAGACCAGCUGUGUAUGAGGAUGCAGCACAACCUGGAGCAGCAGAUAGAGGCCAGGAACAGGAGUGGUGUGUCUGAGGACGCCCUCAGAGAGUUCUCCAUGAUGUUCAAGCACUUUGACAAAGACAAGAGUGGUAAACUUGACCACCAGGAGUUCAAGUCCUGUCUCAGAGCUCUGGGCUAUGAUUUACCUAUGGUAGAGGAAGGACAGGUGGACCCAGAGUUCCAGGCUAUUCUAGACAUCGUAGAUCCUAACAGGGAUGGUUUUGUGUCCCUGCAAGAGUACAUGGCAUUUAUGAUCAGCCGGGAAACUGAGAACGUCCAGUCUAGCUCUGAGGUGGAACAGGCUUUCAGGGCUCUCACAUCUGGAGAGAAACCCUACAUUACAGCCCAGGAGUUGUAUGCCAAUCUAACCAAGGAACAAGCAGACUAUUGCAUAUCUCGUAUGAAACCUUAUGUGGACAAAACAGGCCGGGCUGUGCUAGACUCAUACGACUACGUGGACUUUACUCAUCAGCUGUUUGUCAACUAACCCUGCCACAACCUGCAUAUUUUAAAACCGCAUUUUUAGUGUACUUUCUCUUUUAUACAGUAAACUUUUUGUAAAGCUAGGCUCGUAAAAACACACUUAGACUACCACAUAUAUUGUUGACAUCCAGCCAUACUAAAACACAAAUGCAUCAAAAUGUCUUUUUGUAUCCUGGUGUACCAAUGUUUAUCUUCUAUGCCAUACAGUAGAUGUUCAGGUCUUGAAAGUGUUUCUAUUUUUUAAAAUCACAUUUUUAAAUGGCUAAACCAUUGGUCCUUCUCUUGACCAAGUUUCGAUUCGACCCAAGUUUUGCUCCCUCACCGUAGCAACACCAUAGUUUUAAGAUCAAGAGAAAGAUGAUUGUCCAUGGUGAACUUCCCCCUGUGUGAAAAUUUUUUUUUGGUUGUGAUAAACAUUUUAUUUAUGUCACUAAUCACCUAUUAGAUGUCAUUAAUUAAUAAAUUUAUCUAUGAAUAUUUGAGUCUUUGUAUUGUUUCUUGAACAGCCCUUGGCAGUUUUAUUGUCUGUUUCCUUAGCUGUUUAGUAAAUAGAGUAUAAUCUUUUGUAUUCUAGUCUAGCUAUACUCCAGUGCUUAUUUAGAUGGCUUUUAUUAAACAUACUUGCUUAUUG